Molecule: messenger RNA, 2171 nt
Organism: Brachypodium distachyon (stiff brome)
Lineage: Eukaryota; Viridiplantae; Streptophyta; Magnoliopsida; Poales; Poaceae
Product: 65-kDa microtubule-associated protein 5
Exons: 11
Coding region: 167-1897 (576 amino acids)
Biological process (GO): microtubule cytoskeleton organization
Cellular component (GO): spindle; cytoplasm
Molecular function (GO): microtubule binding
Source: RefSeq, a predicted model, not a curated record
ACCCCCUUCCUCCUCUCUUUGUCUCGUCUCCACACUUCCCUUCCCUUUCUGCUCCCGCUCUCCCCCUUUCAAAUCCCUCCCCCCGCUGUCUAUUAACCCUAGGCGAGGGAGCAGCGCAAAACACUCCUAAAUCUGAGCCCUUUCGAUCGUCCCGCCCCCCUCGUUCAUGGCGACUCCGCCGUCGCCGCCGCCGCCCACGCGCGCCUCCUGCGGCUCCUUUCUCCAAGAACUGCAGGAACUGUGGGGAGAAAUUGGCCAGGAUGAACUGGAAAGAGAUAAGAUGAUACUGCAACUGGAGGAGGACUGCCUGAAUGUUUACAGGACGAAAGUGGAAGAAACUAGAAAGCAAAAGGCAGACCUACUUCAAACGAUGUCUUUGGGCGAAGCUGACAUAGAUAGGAUCCUUUCUGCCCUUGGAGAGCGUGAAUCCUUUUCUAGGAUAGAGAAGCUUGGGGGUACAUUAAUGGAGCAACUUGCAAAAGUAGAGCCAGUUCUGGACGAUUUGAGAAUGAGGAGGGAUGAGCGCGUAAAUGAAUUUUUGACUGUUCAGCUGCGUAUAUUUCGUCUAGAAGCUGAAAUUUCAGGAACUACUGAUCACGGGGAUCCUGCAGCUCCUUUGGUGGAUGAGACCAAUCUGUCAAUAAGAAGACUAACGGAAUUGAAGACCCAGCUUACCGAGCUCCAGACAGAAAAGAAUCUCAGGCUGCAAAAGAUUGAUUUCCAGAUCAAGUGUAUUAAUGAAAUGUGCAGCAUGAUGUCUCUAGAUCUUAAGAAGACAUUAUACGAAGUUCAUCCCAGCUUUGUUGAGUUGGGAAAAACCAAAUCUAUGAGUAUAAGUGAUUGCACACUUGACAGUCUUGCAGGAAAAGUUCACGCACUAAAUCAAGAAAAGAAGCAGAGGCUCCGGAAGCUACAAGAUCUUGGAAGCACACUUAUUGAGUUGUGGAAUCUCAUGGACACACCAAUUGAUGAGCAAAAAUGCUUUGAUCAUGUUACCUCUUUGAUUUCAGUCUCACCCAAUACAGUGAUGCCCCAAGGAUGCCUUGCGCAUGACCUUAUUGAGAAGGUAGAGGUUGAGGUUAAGAGACUGAAGCACUUGAAAGCUAGCAAAAUGAAAGAGCUUGUCCUAAAGAAAAUGACUGAGCUUGAAGAAAUCUACAAAAGUGUUCACAUGCAUAUGGACAGUGAUCAUGAGUGGCGGCUUCUCGCUGAUCUUAUUGAUUCUGGCAGAGCAGAUCUCUCAGAGCUGCUUACAGGUAUGGAUGAUAGAAUUACAGAAGCAAGAGAGCUUGCUCUAAGCAGAAAGGAUAUUCUAGAAAAAGUGGAAAAAUGGACAUCAGCAUCUGAAGAGGAGGGCUGGCUUGGUGAAUAUGAGAGGGAUCAAAAUCGCUAUAAUGCUGGUCGAGGAGCUCACGUAAAUCUCAAGCGCGCGGAGAAAGCAAGGAUAUUGGUCAGCAAAAUUCCAUCUCUGCUUGAGAAUUUGACUGCUAAAAUUAAAGCUUGGGAAAAGGAGAAGGGCAUACAGUUUAUGUAUGAUAAGACGAGGCUGCUGCAUAGCUUAGAAGAAUACACCUCGGAAAGACAACAAAAGGACGAGGAAAAACGUCGAUCACGGGAACUUAAGAAACUUCAGGAACAGUUUGCCGCAGAACAAGGUGCAACAUAUGGAGCGAAACCAAGUCCCAUGCGGCCGGUUUCAGCAAGGAAGCCACUUGGGCAGAGUUCUAACGUCAACAUCAUUGGUGGAACUCCUAACAGCCGUCGUGUCUCUACGCCAAUGUCACGCAAGGGAGGCUUGUCUUCUGGAAAAAUGAAGGAUGCCGGCAAGACAGCUGCUUCUAUACCAGCAAACUAUGUUGCCAUUACCAAGGAUUGCUCAGACAAUUCUUCCCUGUGAAAAUGUCAUCUCCUGCAAGUUGGGGCCUGAAGCCCGUACCCUAGCUUUACCUUCCAUAUGCCUAAUCUCAUACAGAUUAACUGCUUGCUAAUGCUUGAAUGAUUUGGUGAUUAUACUUUGGAUGCAAAACCUUCAAGACUUGAAACCUUCCCAAAAUAGUACUGCACAUUUCUCUCUGCUUUCUUUUGUUUGGUGAGAAGUGGUAGUAUGAGAACUCCUGCGUUGUUUGCUGUAUUCAGCGUCUGCAGGGUACCAAUAUUAUCCAUAUCCCAUA